UGAAAUUGAGUGGUAGGCCAUAGCGAUCAAUAUUGUAGUCAUGAUGCAAGUGGCGUGAGUAGUUGCUCUGUGGCUUGCCACUUGCGGCUCGUCCGUCAUCACUGUUCCAAGAUGAAAAGAAAAAGCGACGUACUCGCUGCUGUGCAGAAGAAUGGAUUACAGCUAGCAGAUGCUCCAGAUGACCUCAAGGCUGACAAGGCAGUAGUGAUGCUGGCUGUCAGCAAAAGCGGGGAAGCACUGCAAUAUGCAGCGAAGAAGCUGACAGGUGACAAGGAUGUCGUGUUGGCAGCCGUGCGUCAACGGGGUACAGCCCUUCAAUUCGCAGCAAAGAAGCUGCGAGCUGAUAGGGAAGUGGUCACUGCGGCAGUGUCGAACUCCUCCAUGGCAUGCUUCAGCGAAGAACCACUUGCUUUUGCAUCUCGAGAGCUCCAGCGCGACAAGGAACUUGUUCUUACCGCGGCGUGCAAGUGUCGGGCGACGCCCUUAAACAUGCAUCAGCUCAUCUCAAGGCUGAUAGAGACGUGGUUGAAGCAGCUGUGGCGAAGAGUGGCUGUGCGCUGAGGCACGCAUCCUUUUGCAUGAAGGCGGAUAAGGAGGUGGUCAUGACUGCUGUGGCAAACUAUGGCGGUGCCAUUGAUUAUGCCUCAGCCGCAUUGCAGCGCGACAAAGACGUGAUCCUGGCAGCUGUAAAGCAAUCAAGUCUCGCCCUUUGCAAGGAGUCUAUAGCCCAAAGCGCGGACAAGGAGGUCAUCUUGGCAUGCAUCAACUUUCAUGGCGAAGGGCUCCACUAUGCUUCUCAGGAAUUGCAAGCGGAUAAGGAGGUGGUUCUUGCUGCUGUGAAGAAAGAUGGCUGGGAGCUCCGGUUCGCAGCGCCAGAGCUGAGAGCUGACAAGGAAGUAGUGCUGGCUGCUGUGAGACAAAGGGGCUUGGCGCUUGCUCAUUGUGCCAAGGAACUGCAGCAUGACAAAGAGGUGGUGCUAGCGGCCAUGUCGCAGAACGGCUGGGAGUUGCGCUAUGUGCCUGCGGCCAUGAAGGACAAGGAGGUCGUGCUGACUGCAAUGGCACCGAAUGGUGACGCCCUUCACAUGGCGCCUGAAGAGCUGAGGAAGAACCGCGACGUGGUGUUGACAGCUGUCAGGCAGCAUGGCCACGCGCUGGGCAAAGCCUCAGUGGAACUACGGUCUGAUCGUGAUUUGGUACUUGCAGCAGUCAUGCAGGAUGGCAGAGCUUUGGAAUAUGCAGCUGCUGAGCUGCAAGAAGACGAGGCAAUAGUGUUUGCAGCUGGGAGGCAGAAUGGCCUCGCCUUCAAUCAUGCCGCCACUAAGUUCUUUGGUGCACCUUUGUGGCAAGAAGCCCAGCCGUUUUUGCAAAACCUGUGGGUCUUCAGGGUGUCAAGACUGAGCGGAGCAUUUUGCUAUGUGGUGGCCAAAAGCGACUACACGUCGGAAAGGAUCCUUCGUGAUGUGGCCCGGAAGUUGGGGAUCGUCUGGUGGACGGGUUGUCACGAUUCCGACGAUAAAUUCGAGCUCUUGAGGGACUCGACACGGCUCAGGCUGUACAAAGCUCACGUGAGUUGGUGGAAUCUACCAGAAAGUGAGAAGGGUACCAUAAUCGACCUCAAACUUCUUGUGAAAGUUUGACGAGAUGUGAACAAUGAAUUUGUGUUCUGUUGCAGCUACAUUGAGUCGGCAAACGCUGAGAACGCUGGCCAUGAAAAACGCAGGGGGUGCUCCGACCGCCGCUAACCCAUAUAUGGCAAAUGGAUGCAAAUGGCCAAGCUGGCCAAGUUGAUGCAAUGUUGCUGUCACAUUUGGCAUCGUGAGGCUGUA
This is a messenger RNA of Durusdinium trenchii, 1829 nucleotides long. Lineage: Eukaryota; Dinophyceae; Suessiales; Symbiodiniaceae. The record is from the annotation of a GenBank genome assembly.